CAAGCAUCCGGAAACAGUCCUGCGAGUCAUAGUCUGAAUGUUGUGAUUUCAUUUUCCUUUUACCUGAUUUUUAUAAAAUCGCUUAUUCAUGACAGAUGCACCAAUGCCGUAUUUAAAAAUUCUCAUAUUAUAUUGCAGAAUCUGUCCAAAGCUGAUUAUGAAGUAAUUUAUUCAAGUGUGAUGUUGCGCAUUUGAAUGAGCGAAAUGAAGGAAAAUAUGGCUGCCGAGAAGGUGACAUUGUCUGAUGCGCUUUCUAAUGUGGAUGUCCUUGACGAGUUGCCUUUACCUGAUCAACAACCAUGUAUUGAAGCUCAGCCUUGCAGCAUUGUAUAUCAUGCAAAUUUUGAUACUAAUUUCGAAGACAGAAAUGCUUUUGUGACCGGAGUAGCAAAAUAUAUCGAAGAAGCUACUGUUCAUGCAGAAUUGAAUGAAAUGUUGGAAGAAGGUGAAGAGCAUGCAGUAAUGCUUUACACAUGGCGAUGUUGUUCUCGAGCCAUACCUCAGCCUAAAUCAAAUGAACAGCCUAACAGAGUGGAAAUCUAUGAGAAAACUGUGGAGGUUUUGGCACCUGAAGUGAAUAAACUCCUUAAUUUUAUGUAUUUUCAGAGGCGAGCUAUUGAACGUUUUAGUGCUGAAGUGAAAAGGCUUUGCCAUGCUGAAAAGCGGAAGGAUUUUGUUUCUGAAGCAUAUUUAUUAACUCUAGGAAAAUUCAUUAAUAUGUUUGCUGUUCUUGAUGAAUUAAAGAACAUGAAGUCUAGUGUGAAAAACGAUUAUGCUACGUACAGACGUGCUGCCCAGUUUUUAAAAGUUAUGGCUGAUUCUCAAGCCUUGCAAGAAUCGCAAAACCUCUCAAUGUUUUUAGCAACACAAAAUAAGAUAAGGGAUACUUUGAAGGAGAGUCUUGAAAAAAUACCUGGUUAUGAAGAGCUAUUAGCUGAUGUUGUUAAUAUUGCUGUUCAGAUGUAUGAGUAUAAGAUGUAUAUGCUUCCAAGUGAAAAACACAUGUUGGUUAAGGUGAUGGGUUUUGGUUUAUUUCUUGUUGAUGGAGAAAUAUGUAAUAUAAAUAAAAUGGAUCAAAAGAAACGUGUGAAUAUAGCUAAAAUUGACAAAAUAUUUAAGCAACUGGAAAUGGUUCCUCUGUUUGGUGAUAUGCAGAUUGCUCCUUUCAAUUAUAUUAAGCGUAGUCCACACUAUGAUCAGUCACGAUGGCCAUUAGCUAGCUCCAGUUCCCCAAGUCCUCAGUCUGAUUUGUUGCAGUACUUGCCGACUAUUAGAGAUGAAUAUGUCAGAUAUAUAAGUGAAUUAGCACGCCACAACAAUGAGGUAACUACAACAGUAAAGGAAACACCUCGUACCGAUUGUGAGAAUAAGGAACUAACAGAAUUAUCACUUAGAGGCCUUCAGCUGCUCUCUGAUUGGAGUACUCAUGUUACAGAAUUAUACUCGUGGAAAUUGAUGCAUCCAACAGACCAUCAUCAAAAUAAGGAGUGUCCUCAAGAAGCUGAAGAAUAUGAACGUGCAACUAGGUAUAAUUAUAGUGAUGAAGAAAAAUUUGGUCUAAUAGAGGUUAUUGCCAUGAUAAAAGGACUUCAGGUGUUGAUGAGCCGUAUGGAAACUGUGUUCACUGAUGCCAUAAGAAGGCAUGUGUAUGCAGAAUUACAGGAAUUUGUACAAAGUACCUUACGUGAGCCCUUAAGAAAAGCUGUAAAAAAUAAGAAAGAUCUUAUUCGUAGCAUAAUUUUAUCAGUUCGAGAGACUUGUGCUGACUGGUUAAGAGGAACAGAGCCGCAAGAUGACCCAGCUUUAAAAGGCAAAAAGGAUCCCGAGAGUGGUUUUGAAAUAAAAGUUCCUCGUCGAAACGUUGGUCCAUCCAGUACUCAAUUGUAUAUGGUCAGAACAAUGUUAGAAUCUUUAAUUGCUGAUAAAAGUGGUGGUAAAAGAACCCUUCGAAAAGAUAUUGAUGGCCCUUAUUUAAUAGCAAUAGAUGUCUUCCACAAAGCAUCAUUUUACUGGAACUACUUAUUAAACUUCAGUCAAACGCUACAAGAAUGCUGUGAUUUAUCCCAGUUGUGGUAUCGAGAGUUUUACCUUGAGAUGACUAUGGGAAAAAAGAUUCAGUUUCCAAUCGAAAUGUCUUUGCCAUGGAUUCUGACUGAUCAUAUCCUUAAUACCAAAGAUUCUUCAAUGAUGGAGUGUGUCCUCUACCCUUUAGAUUUGUAUAAUGACAGUGCAUACUAUGCUUUAACAAAAUUCAAAAAGCAGUUCCUAUAUGAUGAAGUUGAAGCAGAAGUCAAUUUAUGUUUUGAUCAGUUUGUUUACCAAUUGAGUGAGCAGAUAUUUACAUAUUACAAGCACCUUGCAGGAAGCAUUCUCCUUGACAAAAGAUUCCGUGCUGAAUGUGCCAGUUAUGGAACAUGCUUCCACUAUCCUCCUGCAAACAGAUAUGAAACAUUGCUGAAACAGAGACAUGUCCAAUUGUUGGGCCGUUCGAUUGAUCUUAAUCGAUUAAUAGCACAGCGAGUGAAUGCUGCUUUGCAGAAAUCUUUGGAUCUCGCAAUAAGUAGAUUUGAAGCUGGAGAUAUAACUGGUGUCUGUGAGCUGGAAGGAUUAAUCAGUGUCAGUAAAUUGACUCAUAAACUUUUAGGAAAAUAUAUCACUUUGGAUGAUUUUGAUGCAAUGUUCCGGGAAGCUAAUCAUAAUGUCCUUGCUCCAUAUGGUCGCAUAUGUCUUCAUGUGUUUUGGGAACUGAAUUUUGAUUUUCUGCCAAACUACUGCUAUAAUGCAGCAACUAAUAGGUUUGUGAAAAUAAAAGAUAUUACUUUUACACAACCAGUUGCACGGGACAAGCCACCAGCUGCACAACCUCAUUUCUUUUGGGGCACUAAGGCUCUCAAUGUUGCAAAUAGCACAAUAUAUGGGAUGUAUAGUGGAUUUGUCGGUGCCCCUCAUUUCCGCUCUAUUUGCCGUUUGCUUGGAUAUCAAGGCAUUGCUGUUGUCAUGGAAGAACUGCUUAAAAUAGUGAAAAGCUUAAUUCAGGGAACAUUGCUUCAGUAUACAACUACAUUGAUGAAUGUUAUGCCCAAACUAUGUAAAUUACCUCUGUAUGAAUAUGGAUCUCCAGGGGUUCUGCACUAUUACCAAGCUCAGCUAACUGACAUUGUACAGUACUCUGAUGUAAAAACAGAAAUGUUUCAAGGAUUUAGGGAAGUUGGGAAUGCUAUCCUGUUCUGCUUAUUAAUUGAGCAAAAUCUGUCUCAAGAGGAAGUUUGUGACUUGCUUCAUGCUGCUCCAUUUCAAAAUAUAUUGCCACGACCAUACUGUAAAGAUGGAGAAAAGCCAGAGACAAAAUUGAAAAGGCUUGAAGCAAAAUAUGCGCCUUUGCAAGUUGUUCAAAAUGUUGAGCGAUUAGGAACUCCAAAGCAAGCUGCCAUUGCUAGAGAAGGUGAUUUGCUGACUAAAGAGCGUCUUUGUUGUGGUCUUUCAAUAUUUGAAAUAAUUCUCACAAGAAUAAAAUCCUAUCUAGACGAGCCUGUUUGGAGUGGUACGCCACCAAUGAAUGGUGUAAUGAAUGUGGAUGAAUGCACUGAAUUCCAUAGACUGUGGAGUGCUCUUCAGUUUGUUUAUUGCAUUCCUGUUGGAGAAAAUGAGUUCACUGUUGAGCAGUUAUUUGGUGAAGGUUUAAACUGGGCUGGAUGCACUAUGAUAAUGCUACUAGGCCAGCAAAGGAGGUUUGAAGCCCUUGACUUUUGCUAUCAUAUUUUAAGGGUUCAAAGAAUUGAUGGAAAAGACGAAGUUGUCAAAGGAAUUCCACUAAAGAGGAUGGUUGAUCGCAUUAGAAGAUUUCAAGUGUUGAACAGCCAGAUUUUUGCCAUUUUAAAUAAAUAUUUAAAAUCUAGUGACACUGACAAUUUACCUGUUGAACAUGUACGUUGUUUCCAGCCUCCAGUUCAUCAAUCCUUAGCAGCUGUUUCUGGCCCACAAAGUGCAACAACUAUUUACAUGAGACCUGAUGGAAUAUCAAAAUAAUGACUUUAAAGACUUAACUAUAUUUCCUAGGUCUCUUGUAUAGCCAAAAAAGAAAAGAAAUAUAACCUUUUUCCCUGUCUUUUGAGAUUUUUAUAUUAGUUAAAAAGAUACUUGACAGCCUUUAUAGUUUUUAUAUUUUAAGACUAUUUAGAUGUUUCAUAAUGAAUGUCAUUAAAAAGUAUGUAUAUUUUGCAAUAAAAAUGUAAUUUGUAUUUAAUGUACAUAGGAAAGAAAUUUUCUACUUUCAUCAUAUAAUAGAGCUGUAAACACUUUUCAGAACUACAUAUGGUCAUUUUUGUGACAUUUAUAAGCCAUCAUCAUACUUUAUUUAUCACACUGUUGCUCAUAAAAUGUGGUUUGUCCCAGAAAGAUUGAAAGCAAGUGUUAUAUUCAGUGGUGUACUUGUGUAGAUAUCAUUUGUUUCUGUCAUAUGUGUUCUAAAACUUUUAAAAUGUUGGGUUUUAUCACUUUUUGUAUGAGCAUUUAUUGUAUUUUUUAACUGAUUGAUAAUCUGGAUCACAGAAUUUCUCAUUCGCUCUCUCAGUAUCAGCUGAUUUUACUUCCUGUUAUUUUUGUUGCAAAAUUCUAUUGCUUUCUUAAGAUGUAAGUCAUUGCAUUAUAUUUCAGAUAUUGUAUUGCACCUUUGAUGUUCAUUUAUACGUAUCAUUCAUGGAAACAAUUUUGUGAAUUCUUUGACUAUCACAGACAUGUUGCGCUUUUUUUUUUUUUUUUUUUUUUUUUCUGUUUUAUUUGAAAUUUUGUCUUGUUACUUUAUUUGUAAAAAGUGAAUUUCUUCGUCUUCUCUAUCAGUUUUAGAUUUUAUUUAAAGAGCUAAAAUGUGCUGUGUAAUUUUUCGCACAAUUAUUUUCAUAACACCUGCAAGUAUUAGGUGUUGAUAAUAGGAGAAAGAAAGGUUUGGUGCUGUAUUUUAUUAAGGUGUGUAUCUUAAUAUCUCAGCUUUUAUUUAUGAAAGUGCACAUAAUAGAAGAUAAUCAUGUAAAUUAUGUGUUUAUGAUAUUUUCUGUUCCGUGUAAAGUAUUUUGUGCAUUAUUUGUUUGGCAGGAAUUUGAAUGUCCAUAGAGUAACAUCAAACUAAAUAAACAUCUUAAAACUCCAUGCUAAGAUUGUAAUAUUUAAUAUAAUAAUAGUAGCAUGAAGGCCAGAUGCAACUCAGUGCUGAAAUUUCAUAGAGCAAGAAAAUCUUUUGAACUGAGCAUAUGCUACUGCAUAAGAGUGCAUUGUUCUGUGAUAUUUUUUAUUCAAUGAAUAAUUCUGUGUUACAGUUUAAUGAGCAGUGGUAUGUACAUGCAGAAUAAUAAUUUGAAAUUUUAUGCUGCAUUACCAGUGCUUCAUACCAUUUCUGUUGUUGUAAAGGCAUGUGCAUUCAGUUUGCUACACAAAAUUUGUUUAAUCUAUAAUCACCAUAAUCUGUCUUUACCUUUAUUUACAUAUUAUGUACACAUUUGGGUCAUAACUACUUACUAUGAGUCAAACUUUCAUGUUACACUGUAGAUUAAUAAAUCUUGAUUUUGAUACGAGAUGUUGCCUGCAUAUUUGUUGUACACCUUUUUGUACUCCUUUACUAUAUUUGCCUCAUAACUAAACUAUACUGCCAUGCAUUUGACUUGUAAACAUGUUUUGUCUAUUUUGUUUAUGAAUAUGUGCAUCUAAUAAUAUUGCAUUCUUGUAUACAAACCUGAGUGAAGCAUUUUAUGCUCCUGAGCCACUUCACACAUGUGUUCAUAAAGAAAUAAGUAGAAAAUAAAUAUUCUUAUUUGUUAUUUUAAUCAAAAAUUUAAUUCCAUCUGUAGGUUUUUUAUAUUCUGCAAUGAAUGUUAAAUUAUCUUCCUUUCGCUCAUACUUUAUUUGUUAUGAACAAAACUAUGCUAAAUGUUUAUGAUAAAAGGCUUAUUGAAAUAGGACAUAUUUUGAUAAGUAAUUAAUGACAACAUCUGAAAUAUCAAUGAGUUUUGACUUAUGCACAAUAUUCUGCAAGUCAAAAUUUGUUGUCAUAAUAAUUUGUAGGUCCAAAUUUAUUCUACAAGUCAAAAUUUCUAGUCACUGCAGUUUAUAGUGGAUGCUAAGUAAUCUAGGAACUGUAUAUUUCUGUAGUUUUCAACUCAUCAUUUUAAAUCAUUAAGAUUGCAGCUUUACUCUGUUUUAUUAUUUGUAAUUCUUUAUUUACUUUGGUGUUCAUUUAAGAUGUGUGCUUCCACAAGAUGUAAUUAUUUUCACGUCAAUUCUAAUGCAUUUUAAGUGUAAAUUGUGCUGUGAUUUUUCUUUACAAGGAUCACUGGACUUGGUUUGAUGUGUGUAUAUUAAUCUUAAUAAGCUUGAAUUGAUAAAUUUGGUAUGUCAAAUUUAUUACAUUCAAUUUCAGUGUAUUUGUUUAUUAUUUUUUAAUUUAUCUUCCAAAAUUUGAAAUUCGUUUUGUAUUUCAUUCAGUUUUUGAAAGUUGAACUUUUUAGGGAGAAUUCUAGUUGCAUGACUUACAGCAUUUUACCUUUACAAAGUAUUGCAUCUAAUUUAUAAUUUCUGAAUUUCAAAAUUGUGGUUUCCUGUAUUAUAUGGCCGUGUUUUAUAUUUAUUUCAUCCCAUAUUAAUAGUUUUCAAGCAUUGGAAUAUUUAACUCUACUGCUUCGAGUAAUAUCUUUUAAAGUAAAUCUAAAAUAAAUUGUAUUAUUAUUAAAUUACUACUGCAAUAAAUGCAUUUAUCAAUAGUUCA
This is a messenger RNA of Stegodyphus dumicola, 6751 nucleotides long. RefSeq names its product Cytoplasmic FMR1-interacting protein Sra-1 (gene Cyfip). Lineage: Eukaryota; Metazoa; Arthropoda; Arachnida; Araneae; Eresidae. Gene Ontology annotation, biological process: regulation of actin filament polymerization. The record is from RefSeq and is a predicted model, not a curated record. Gene Ontology annotation, molecular function: small GTPase binding.